This is a messenger RNA of Theobroma cacao (cacao), 1811 nucleotides long. RefSeq names its product Protein kinase superfamily protein. Gene Ontology annotation, molecular function: protein kinase activity; ATP binding. The record is from RefSeq and is a predicted model, not a curated record. NCBI's taxonomy places the organism in Eukaryota, Viridiplantae, Streptophyta, Magnoliopsida, Malvales, Malvaceae. Gene Ontology annotation, biological process: protein phosphorylation.
UGAAACCUCUUCUUUUUCUUUGUCUUUAUAGCACCCGAACCCUUCCUUCCUCUAACUUUUCCCACUCUUCAAGCCCUCCUUGAAAUCGUUAUCUAUUUCCUUCUAACAUUUUCUUUCACUUUCCCGAGAAAAUUACUUUCCUCACCGGAACCAAUGCCGGUCACCGGCGAAGCCGACGACAACAACAAAAACAACUCUAUAACUCACAUUCUUUCCUCAAAAACACCGUUGUUCAACCUUAAACUCUACGUAGUAAUAUCUAUUCUCGUAGUCUUGAUACUUCUCCUUUCUUUCACAAUCUUCCUAUGUUUCCGUUUAAACAGAAACGCGCGCAAGCGGAAAGUGAAGCACAGCUCAGGUCUAAUUCCGUUGGUUUCCAAGGAGAUCGUGGAGAUCAAGGCGUUGGAACAAGAUGUAGAAUGCUUUACUGAUGAGGGGAAAAUAGGAAAUGUGGCUCCGAAGAAGAGUAGCGAGGGCGUUAGCGAUGAUGCCUCGGGAGCCAGUGACGUGUCGGCGGAUGUUCAGAAUAUCGGCUGGGGUCGGUGGUAUAGCAUGAAGGAGCUCCAGAUGGCGACACAUGGAUUCGCCGAGGAGAAUGUGAUCGGUGAAGGUGGAUACGGCGUCGUGUUCAGAGGCAUUUUGCAAGACGGUUCCGUCGUUGCUGUCAAAAAUCUGCUUAAUAACAAGGGCCAAGCAGACAAGGAGUUCAGCGUGGAAGUUGAAGCCAUUGGCAAGGUGAGGCACAAGAACUUGGUGGGUCUAGUUGGGUACUGUGCGGAAGGUGCUCAAAGGAUGCUUGUGUAUGAAUACGUUGACAAUGGGAACUUGGAGCAAUGGUUGCAUGGUGAUGUGGGGCCUGUUAGUCCUCUUACGUGGGAUAUAAGAAUGAAGAUUGCGAUAGGAACGGCCAAAGGGUUAGCCUAUUUGCAUGAGGGGCUAGAACCUAAAGUCGUGCAUCGUGAUGUAAAAUCAAGUAAUAUUCUUCUGGAUAAAAAGUGGAACCCAAAAGUAUCAGAUUUUGGAUUAGCCAAACUCUUAGGAUCCGAAGCUAGCUAUGUCACUACACGUGUAAUGGGAACAUUUGGUUAUGUUUCCCCGGAAUAUGCAAGCACAGGAAUGCUUAAUGAGGGAAGUGAUGUCUAUAGUUUUGGAGUCCUACUCAUGGAGAUAAUUACAGGGAGAAGCCCCAUCAAUUAUUCUAGGCCACCUGGAGAGAUGAACUUGGUUGAUUGGUUCAAAGGUAUGGUAGCAAGUCGUCGUGGAGAAGAGCUUGUGGAUCCAUUGAUUGAAGUUCAACCUGCUCCUAGAGCUUUAAAACGAGCACUGCUUGUUUGUCUCCGCUGUAUAGAUUUGGAUGCCAAUAAGCGACCAAAAAUGGGGCAGAUUGUUCAUAUGCUUGAGGCAGAUGAUUUUCCUUUCCGCUCUGAGCACCAGCCAAUGCGGGAGAGAGAUACAGUUCCGUCUUCUGUGCCAAUGUCUGUGAAAGGUGCACACCCAAUAAAGCAUGCUGAGAAUGUUGGUGUAGAGAAAUCAAGAUGGAGAUAAUUGUUGUUUGUUCAAGGCAUUAUGGUUCCUGAGGUCAGAUUAUGUUUUAGAAUAACGUUUACCUUAGUUCACAUGAAAAGAUUAUACGCCUUGAAUGUGCAUAUAUACAUAUAAUUUUCCUUGGUUACUUUUUGUCGAUACACUGCGGCAUUUUGGAUUUCAAUGAGCCUUGUAAAUAUGUACUUGUCUUUUAACAUUAAUCUAUACAGUCUGUUAAGGAUGUCAAUCUCUCUAUUUAUAUUGAUUAAACCUUGAUAUACUUUGUA